Molecule: messenger RNA, 2133 nt
Organism: Didymosphaeria variabile
Lineage: Eukaryota; Fungi; Ascomycota; Dothideomycetes; Pleosporales; Didymosphaeriaceae
Exons: 5
Coding region: 1-2133 (710 amino acids)
Biological process (GO): protein phosphorylation
Molecular function (GO): protein kinase activity; ATP binding
Source: RefSeq, a predicted model, not a curated record
AUGGCAGAGGGCUACCAGGUCUUGGAAGAAUUGGGCAGCGGAAGCUUCGGAAAGGUAUACAAGGCCAUCGAAAAGGCCACAGGCGAGACGGUUGCCAUCAAGCUGAUCGACCUCGAAGAGAGUACCGAUGAGCUGGCCGAUAUUCAAGCUGAGAUCAAUUUGCUGGGCACCUGCAAAAGCCCCUACGUUACCGAAUACAAAACGAGCUUCGUCCGAGGCGUGAAGCUAUGGAUCGUUAUGGAAUUCCUGGGCGGAGGCUCGGCGUUAGACCUGAUGGCUCCCGAACCCUUCGGCGAAGCCCACAUUGCCAUCGUCUGCCGCGAACUAUUGCUUGGACUCGUCUAUCUACAUGGCACCGGCAAGAUCCAUCGAGAUAUCAAGGCUGCUAAUGUCCUACUCACGGAUAUGGGCAAAGUCAAACUGGCCGAUUUCGGCGUCGCCGCGCAGUUGACGAACCUCAAGUCGCAACGGAUGACGUUUGUCGGAACGCCAUAUUGGAUGGCACCAGAGGUCAUACAAGAAGAAGGCUACGACUUCAAGGCAGACAUCUGGUCGCUAGGUAUCACUGCGAUUGAGCUAGCCAUGGGGCAGCCGCCGCACUCAGGUUCUCAUCCCAUGAAGAUCUUGUUCACCAUCCCGAAGAACCCAGCGCCGCGGCUCGAGGGUAACCAAUGGACAAAGGACUUCAAGGACUUUGUGUCCAAAUGUCUGGUCAAAGAUCCCGAUCUACGUGCUAGCGCAAAGGAGCUUCUGGAACACAAGUUCAUCCGGAAGGCGGGCAAUAUCCAAGCUAUGCGAGAGUUGAUCGAGCGCAAGCAGAUGUACGACGCCCAGCAGGAGACCACUAAGCACGUGAAGUACUAUGAAGAGACCAUGGUUGAUCUCUCCCCGAAGAGCGACGAAGAUGAGUGGAACUUUACAGUCCAGCAGCCAAAGACGGUCAAGAUUAGUGCUACGCCUUCCACGACAAAGCGCCGCAAACCACCACGUAUGCCCUCUGGCGAGGUCAACGCAUGCGUUGCUACGAUGCAGCGCAUGGAUCUAAACGCCGCACCACUGGGCAACAUCACAGACUCGCCAUUACCCGAACGACGCCGGCCGUCGUCUCGUUUGUCGUCCACGGGAACAGCUAUUCGUGUACCUUCUGGGGCAACGCCAACGGCUCGGCGCGUUGCAAAUGUUCCUAAACAGCCUUUGGGUGUGGAUCUCACUUUCGGCAACUCGCCCUCCACAGUCCGACACUUCAAGCGUGUCUCCUCAGGCGAGCGGCGAGCAGCCCUUCAAUCGAAUCCGAUUGACACUGGGAAUUCGUUCCAUCCCAAUCCCCAGGCAAAGACAUUCCGCCUAUCGCCACCCAAUUCAGCACAUCCCUUAGACAUCCACGACGAGAAUACACCCCCGCCUACGGACUACCCACCUAUGCCUAUCACGAAGGAUGCACUAUACGGUCGACGUGCGUACAGCAAAGCUCUCGAUUCGGUAUUCCAAGAAGCCCAUGCGGAUUCUGCAUCGCCCCAGCAGCGCGAAGCCAUGAGUCGAGUGCACCAGGCCUGGGCUCACCUUGACCAGAUGGACCCUGAAGGAGAGUUUCUGCUCCUGAAGGCAAUGGUGGACCGACUGCAAGGAGACUCCAAGCUCGCUUCUGCCCUUGGUAUCACUGUGUCGCCUGCACCGACUCCCAUUCCCAAACAGCACAACACCAAGUCGAGCGAAUUCAGCUUGGCGGGCACAACAGUACAUGGCAACGGAACAACUCGCGUUCGCGCCAACACAUCGAACACCGCAUCCGCCUUUACUAAGCCCUCGCCCACGAACGAAUUCGCUGCUUCUCCUGUGCGACCACGGACACCAUUCGACUCUCCCAACGGCACGCCCACCAGCAACAGCUCUGGCUCCCCAAUCAAGGGCCCGAAACUUGUCCUCGCGCAAAACAACCCGCAUCUCAAGUCCCACCGUCGUCGACAAAGCGCUUUUGUGGGCGGCGAGAAGGUGUUUGGGUUUGAUGCUGGUGAGCUGAACGAGAAGAAGCUGCCAGGUCAUGUGGAACAAGGUAUGGAGCAGCAAGGUCUGCUUGCUGAUAUUCUUUACGGACAGUGGAUGCAGGGGCUGAAGAGUCGGUGGCCGCUGGCGUAA